Pelodiscus sinensis (Chinese soft-shelled turtle) is the source of this 9214-nucleotide messenger RNA. The record is from RefSeq and is a predicted model, not a curated record. NCBI's taxonomy places the organism in Eukaryota, Metazoa, Chordata, Testudines, Trionychidae.
GCAAUAGAUCAGAGCAUGGGAGAUUAGAAAGGAGUGAAGGGCUAAGAAGGGCUAAUAUGGGUGUGUAAGGGAUAGGAUGCAGUAACAACAUGGAGCAAGGCAGUGGGUGGGGAAGUGGGAUGUGAUUGGAGGAGAAAAGGCAGGUGUCUGGGCUCUCAACUCCAUCCUGUCCCUUUGGGACACCAGACUUUGCAGACAAGCCAGCUAGCUAAGUGGAGAUGUGUUAUAUCUGGCUUGACAACAUCCAAGCAUUGCUAUUGACGGCAGAUUUCUCUCAGACUAUGCAUUAGGACAGGCAGGGUAUCCCCAUCCCUGCCUCUCCCAGCACCCUGAACAGGUCUCUGCCUCUCCCCAUAGGCAAGGAUUUGGUACCUGGUGCUCAGAGAAAACUCUCCGCUAUAUCCUGCAGCUGGAUUUGUAGUCUGCCAGCUGCAUUUCAGUCCCGGAGAGACAGGUUUAGCUAGACCCAAGGACUGGUUUGUGUGAACCAUGUUGAACUAAGGGUGCAGGGAAAAGUGGAAGGAAGUGGCCGGAGUCUAUGUUUGUGGAAUACACUCUGAGAGAAAAGGCUGGAAUGGAUUAUUUGUUACCUCUCAGGUGUGAAAUGUGGGGGAAGUCUGGACCCAUGCCCCCAUCCUGUCCCAUCUUAUUGCAGGAGCAGUCUUCCCCGGGAAAGAGAAACCGUGGAAGUGGAGUCUGACGAGGAGUUCUCAGCUCACACAGGUGAUUCAGAGACAGGCAGCCCCGAGCGCAGGCUGGGCUGCCAGGGGACCCAGGAGCUGGACAGCUCGUCCCAGCAGUUGCUUGACCAGAAUGAGGCCGGUUCUCAGCAUGCACUGGAGCAGGACGACAGCACUUCGGCCACGAGCAAAGCUAUCGGGGCGCGAGGCGAAGAGCAAGGGAUCAGUAAAAUGCAGAGCCACCCUCCCCGACAGCACCAUGCACUGCGCAGUGAGGUGGAUAUGAGAUUCUGUCACUUCCUGUCCAGAAUUGUUAUAUGAAGCUGAUAAAUAGAAGCCAUGCCUCAACCCAGAGCUGGCUGUGCUUCAGUGCUGCAUGAGGGAUCCCUCUAUAAACAGCCCCACACAGAGACAGCUGCGUCUCAGUACUGGAUUGCACCAGACAAAAUGACGGGGAGCAAUCCUGUGUCACCGGCCUCUUCGGGGUCACCUGCCUCCAGCGGCAGCAUCUCCCCCCCACAUCUCACUCACGAUUCCUCCCUGGACAGUCACCUGGGCUUUGAUGUGCCCAGGCUGCAGAGCAAAGCUCUGGCGUCCCCGGGGGCUUAUGCCUCGGACCCAGCCAGCAUGUGGGACAAGACGCACGCUGAGAUCGCUGAGCAGGCCAAGCAUGAGGCAGAGAUUGAGAACCGCAUCUCAGAGAUGAAAAAGGAGGGUUUCUGGUCCUUAAAGAGGCUCUCCAAGGUGCCAGAGCCAGUUCGCCCCAAGGUGCACUGGGAUUACCUCUGUGAGGAGAUGCAGUGGCUUUCAGCAGACUUCGCCCAGGAGCGCCGUUGGAAGAGGGGUGUGGCCAGGAAGGUUGUGCGGAUGGUGAUCCGGCACCAUGAAGAGCAGAAGCAGAAGGAGGAGCGAGCUAAGCGGGAAGAGCAGGCCAAGCUGAGGCGCAUCGCCUCCUCCAUCGCCAAAGAGGUCAAGCAGUUCUGGAGCAAUGUGGAGAAGGUGGUGCAGUUCAAGCAGCAGUCUCGCCUGGAGGAAAAGAGAAAGAAGGCCUUGGACCUGCAGCUAGACUUCAUUGUGGGCCAAACAGAGAAGUACUCAGAUUUGCUGACUCAGAGCCUCAACGAGACUUUUCCCAUUGCCAGCAAGACUGGCUCCUCCUCCCACAUCAGUUCCUCCCACGCUGGCUCCACCGCGUCCAGCCCCCCGCCACCCACACACCUCACCGAUGAUGAAGGGCCCAAUCAGCUGCUGACUCCUAAGGGGAAAAGGCUCCAGAUCUCCCAGGGUUUCCCACUUGCUGUCACUGCCCCAGAUUCACCCUCGCUUCAACCUUCUGCAGAUGGGGACUUCCAGCCCCAUGAGGAGUCAGACGAUGAGGAGACGAUUGAGGUGGAGGAACAGCAGGAAGGGAACGACUCGGAGACACAUCGGCGUGAGAUAGAGCUGCUGAAGCAGGAGAGUGAGCUGCCCCUAGAGGAGCUGCUGCAGUCCCUGCCUGCCCAGAUCCUGGAGAAUUCCUGCAUCACUGCCCCCUCUACCUCCAGCUCCGAAAAUGAGGAGGAGGAAGAGGAGGCAGCGGGGGAGAGUGAGGAGGAGGUAGAGCAACAAUCGAAGAUGCAGGAGAAAGAAAAGUCUGUCAUACAGAGGAACAAAAGGCCGUGGAAGCCUGACAAGGAGGACGAGGAGUUCACAGCCAAUGAGGAGGAAGCCCCCUUUCUCUCAGCUGAGGAUGAAGAGGAGACAAUUGAUGCUGAAGAGAAGCUGGAAGGGGACAUGGAUCACAGGAACGAACUGGAUGAGUUGGCCCGGGAAGGGGAACUACCCAUGGAGGAGCUGCUGCAGAAAUAUGCUGGCGCCUACGCCUCGGACUUUGAGAUGGAUGAGUCGGACAGCUCCUCGGGUGCCUCGGAGCCCAGCACCUCGGAAUAUGAGGAAGAGUCUGAGGAUGAGGACCACAGCAGCCAGUCAGACUCCACCACAGAGGAGGAGAGCGAGGAGGUAGAGGAGGAGAGCCAGGAAGAGGAGGAGGAGGAUGCCACCACUGAGGAAGUGACGACAGCAAGCCGGGAGGAAGACUUUGGUGUGGAGUAUCUGCUGAAAAGGGACGAGGAUCGGGGAGAGGGGGGCAACGACGCAGCCCCUGCCCUGGGACCCAAGAAGGAGAUCACGGACAUUGCAGCCACUGCCGAGAGCCUUCAGCCCAAGGGCUACACCCUGGCCACCACCCAGGUGAAGACGCCUAUCCCUUACCUGCUGCGGGGGACCCUACGGGAGUAUCAACACAUCGGCCUGGACUGGCUGGUCACCAUGUACGAAAAGAAGCUCAACGGGAUCCUGGCGGACGAGAUGGGGCUGGGCAAGACCAUCCAGACCAUCUCCCUGCUGGCUCAUCUGGCCUGCGAGAAGGGUAGCUGGGGGCCCCACCAUACCAGCGUGAUGCUGAACUGGGAGAUGGAGAUCAAGCGCUGGUGCCCCAGUUUCAAGAUCCUCACCUACUAUGGGGCGCAGAAGGAGCGCAAGCUCAAGCGGCAGGGCUGGACCAAGCCCAACGCCUUCCACAUCUGCAUCACCUCGUACAAGCUAGUGCUGCAGGACCACCAGGCUUUCCGGCGCAAGAACUGGAAGUACCUGAUUCUGGAUGAGGCCCAGAACAUCAAGAACUUCAAAUCCCAGCGCUGGCAGUCGCUGCUCAACUUCAACAGUCAGAGGCGGCUGCUGCUGACGGGCACCCCCCUGCAGAACAGCCUGAUGGAGCUCUGGUCCCUCAUGCACUUCCUGAUGCCCCACGUCUUCCAGUCACAUCGCGAGUUCAAGGAGUGGUUCUCCAACCCACUGACAGGCAUGAUAGAGGGCAGCCAGGAGUACAAUGAGAGCCUGGUCAAGCGGCUGCACAAGGUGCUGCGGCCUUUCCUCCUGCGGAGGGUGAAGGUGGACGUGGAGAAGCAAAUGCCAAAGAAAUACGAGCACGUUAUCAAGUGCCGGCUGUCCAAGCGCCAGCGUUAUCUCUACGAUGACUUCAUGGCCCAGGCCACCACCAAGGAGACUCUGGCCACGGGGCAUUUCAUGAGUGUCAUUAACAUCCUGAUGCAGCUGCGGAAGGUGUGCAACCACCCCAACCUCUUCGACCCCCGUCCCAUCCACUCGCCUUUCAUCACCGAGGGCAUCUGUUUCAGCACCGCCUCCCUCGUUCUGGGCGCCCUCGAAAGGGACCCCUUUAAGCUCCAGACCCUGGACCUGUUGCUGCGACAGCUGAAGGCCGGUGCACACCGUGUCCUCAUCUUCACCCAGAUGACCCGUAUGCUGGACGUGCUGGAGCAGUUCCUCAACUACCAUGGGCACAUCUACCUGCGCCUGGAUGGUAGCACCCGUGUGGAACAGAGACAGGCGCUGAUGGAGCGUUUCAACGCCGACAAGCGCAUCUUCUGCUUCAUCCUAUCAACACGCAGUGGAGGUGUGGGGGUGAACCUGACGGGUGCUGACACGGUGGUGUUCUACGACAGCGACUGGAACCCCACCAUGGAUGCGCAGGCCCAGGACCGCUGCCACCGCAUCGGCCAGACCCGUGACGUUCACAUCUACAGGCUGAUCAGCGAGCGGACAGUAGAGGAGAACAUCCUGAAAAAGGCCAAUCAGAAGAGGAUGCUGGGAGACAUGGCCAUUGAGGGAGGAAACUUCACCACAGCUUACUUCAAACAGCAAACCAUCCGGGAGCUCUUUGACAUGCCCUUGGAUGAGCCGGCCAAGAAGGAUGGGGAGGUCCUCACCAUGGCACCAGAGGAUGAGGAGGAUCCCAUGGCUAACAAGCAGACCCAGAUCCUGGAGCAGGCGCUGUGCAAGGCCGAGGACCCUGAAGACAUCCGGGCGGCUACGCAGGCCAAGGCUGAGCAGGUGGCGGAGCUGGCCGAGUUCAACGAGAACAUUCCCUUAGAUGCCGAUGAGCGGCCCAGCAAGGAGGAAGAGGAGGAGAUGUCUAAGGCUGAGCAGGAGAUUGCCUCGCUCGUGGAGCAGCUCACCCCCAUCGAACGCUAUGCCAUGAACUUCCUGGAGGCCUCCUUGGAGGACAUCAGCCGAGAAGAGCUGAAGCAGGCAGAGGAGCAGGUGGAGGCCGCCCGGAAGGACAUAGACCAGGCCAAGGAUGAGGUGGUGUUCAAGCUGCCUGACGACGAGGAUGAGGGUAGGCUCAGUGAAGAAGGCUACAUGAAGAAGAGCAAGAAGGCCAGGGUGCCCAGCCGUGCAUGCCCAGAACGGGCUGGCACGCGCAUGAGUGAGCGACUGCGGGGCACUCGCCUCUCCCUGCGCGAGGCAGAUGGAGUGGACACCGAGUUGCCCCACGCCCGGCUCCCAAGCCUGCGCCACCUGCGGGGCCAGCAUGCCAGGCUGGAGUCUGAGGAGCCAGAAGAUCACCUGUCCCUGGUGGCCCAGCACACACGUGGCGCCGCCAUCCGCAGGGACCUGGUGCGGGAGGAGAUGCCGGCUCUAACCCGCAGGGCUGUGGCCAAGAGGGAGGACCCAGGGAAGGUUCCAGGAGCUGGUGAAAGGAUGCUGCGGCCCAUUCAUCACAGAACAGAGGCUCCCAUUGUUGGGGAGAGGGUACUUCGGGCCUCCCCACAGAGACCUGAACCCUCUGCCACCGGGGACAAGUUGUUGCGAGGCACCCAUCAGAGAGCUGAGCCCCUGGCCGCUAUAGAGCGGGUGCUCCGAGCCAUCCCUCACAGAGCAGAUGCCCCAGUACCUGGGGACAGGGUGCUACGAGGCACCCAGCAGAGAACAGAGUCUCUGGCUACCAUGGAGCGGGUGCUGCGGAGUGCGCCCCCAAGAACAGAUGUUCCAGCUCCAGGGGACAGAGUGCCCCGGCCAGCCUUCUUCAGGCCAGAGGUGGCACCUGCUAGAGAGCAGGACCUGACUCCCGAGACACCGAUCACUGGGGCGAAACUUCUCCAGCUGAGACCGGAGGUAGCACCUGCCAGAGAGUCCUCCCAGUCAACACUUCCAGCUACUGAGAUGGGGAUGGCCAUGGGAGUGCCAGCCCUGGUAGGGCAUGAGAGCACAGCAUCCACAGAGGAGCCGGCCUCGAAAAUGCUCCCCGCUGAACAUGUGCUGCAGAUGAAGCCACCACUCUUUGGGGAAGAGGUGCUGGGUUCAGUGGAGCUUGUGACUAGAGAGAAGAUGGGGAGCACAGAGCUGUCUUCUGCCUCAGAGAAAGUUCCUCUCCCAGCCCCCUGUGGACUGGAGAUCCCAGCCACUGACAAGCUGGUGCCAAGCCUGGAGACGCCAGCUUCUGGGGAGGAGACACCUGAAGAAGCCAAGGGAUCCCAGAGCAAAGCCAAGGUGGCCCAAGAGCUGGCCCAACACCCAGGGGAGCUGCAUAGUGUGGAUGUGAAGAGGGGGGAGCCAGUCAGGCAUGUCCCAGAGGAGCUGGAGAGCCCAGUGCCUGAUGGGCCUGUAGCAGAGCUCCCCCUGGAGAUGCCCACCCAUGGUGCUGCUAAGACAGGGAUCGAAUCGUCCACUGCUGAGUUUUUCUCCACCACAGAGGACAAAGUCCCAGGAGAGGCAGAGCCCCAGCCAGCCUGGCCUCUCAUGGGCCCCCUGAACCAGCCUGUGGAGGCUGCCAACUCCCUGCCUCGACUGAAAAUGCCUCCCCCCAGCAAAGAGCAGAAUGGGCUAGAGAGGCCUUCCCCUUUCUCAAAUAGCCUAAGCAAGGCCCAGCCCCAAGACCUGGCCCAGGACUCCACAGAGCCAGCAGAACUAAUCAGUGGUGGCAGCGGCACCCUGAAGGAGAUGCCCAAGAGGGGUCUGGGGGACCAGGAAGGCAAGCCCCAGCACCCAGAUGGAGUGAGUGCAGCCUCUCUGGAGCUGGGGGAAAUGCAGUCAGGGACAACCUCCUCUUCGGACAGCCCAUCGCCAGCAAAAACACCACGCCGGCGCACCAGUGCUGAUGUGGAGAUCCGGCAGAAUCACCAGGGCCAGGAUGGCCCAGCUGCCAAGGUCUUGCGCAAGCUGCCAGGCCGCCUGGUCACUGUAGUGGAGGAGAAAGAGCUGAUCCGGCGCCGGCGCAACCGCGUCCACAAAACAGAUGCCACUGGUAGCACUGUGGUGAGUCCCAGCAGCAGUUCCUCUCACAGCAUCUCAGAAAUGGAACUAUCCCCCUCUGGCAAGGAGCUGCCGCUGCUCCGUGACCUGCCCGCACGCCGCAGGAUUGAGCUGGAGAGUCGGGCUGCCAAGGAGAGGGGAGAUGAGGGCUCUGGUCUGGAACUGCCCCCCAGCCUGCCCCCGCCUCCCCUCAAGCGUAAACGGGGUCGACCCCCCAAGAACAAGUCUCCAGAGCAGCCAAGCCAGGGAGAAGUACAGCUACCACCUGGCACCCACGUGCCCCGCAUUAGUAAGCCAGAGAUCAAGACUCCAGAGCCAUCCUCACCCAAGACAAAAACCCUGGAGCAGCCAUGCAAGGGGGAGACAUGGCCACUGCCUAGCACCCCAAAACCACGUGGCCAGAAGCUGGAACCUAAGGCCCCCGAGCCAGCCUCUCCAAGGAACAAGACAGAGAGCAGUGAGAAUGAUUCCCCCUUGGAGAAGCGCCGGCGGGGCCGGCCCCCGAAGACACAUUGGGUCCCUGCCGCUCCUAGCACUGAAUCACCCCCAAAGCGCAAGCGGGGCCGGCCCCCCAAGAACCCAGCUUCCCCCCGUGUUGAGACACCAGCCCCUCGUCCUGGCUCAACCUCAGACCGCGACACAUCCACUGAGAAGGAGCCGCCCCCACCUGGCCACAAGAGAAGGCGGAGGAGGAAGGAAGAGCCCGGUCCGGCCCCCAGUGAGAGCUCGUCAGAUGGUGAAGAAGCCCGGCCCCUCACCCGGCUGGCCCGGCUCCGGCAGGAAGAGAAGCUGGAAUCAGGCAGUGAGUGCUCGGCCCUGCUUCCAUCCCAGAAUGCAGCCCCUAAGCCAGAGCCAGACGGCACCUCCUCAGGGGAGAGCAGCAUGUCAGAACAGACCCCAGCUCGCUCCACCCGACAGCGGCCAGGCAGCUUGAUGCCACCACUGGAGCAGGAGCAUCAAAGGCGCAAGCGGGGGUGCCUGUCAGAGGGUGGCAAGUCAUCCGGGGCUGCUGGCUCUUCAGAGGAGGAGGGAGGUGGUGAGUCGGAAUCAUCGGCAGAGUUGAGCGGGGAGGAAGGCGAACGGCAGCCCAAGCGCCAACGCCGCCACGCAGCCCGAGCCCCUAGCGGCAGGAGACGGCAGUGCCCCCAGGGCAGCUCGGCUGACCGAAUCCUGCGAAGUGCUGCUGCCACUCCAGCCGGCAAUACUCGCUCAGCUGCUGGCGCCCCCACGCCCUCGGCCACUGCUGCUCCUGCUGCCAUGGUUACCUCCUCGCUAAGUAUCAGAGGCCGAAAGCCCAAAACGUGACCACAGCCUGGGAGAUCCUAGAGUCACUUCCCACUGGGAUAGAUCGGAGCUCACCUACCCACCCACCCCCAUCCCACCCUUCUCGGGCAGCAGUCCAACCAUGCUGGGCUUCCUGCAUCCCUGCCACCCCGUCUGGACUGCUAAACCACUACUUGAACUCGGGAGGGGCUGGUGGCAGAGCUGUCCGAUUUCCCCUUGCCCCAAUACACGCUCGGCUCUGUGGGCACAAGUUAACCCAGCUGCAAGGUGCGGCAGCUUGGGUGACCCUGCUGCUCCGGCCCUGGGGAAGACGUGUCUCGAGAGGGAAGGGGGCUCUGCUCCCUGACAUCAUGGAGCAGGCAAGUGAUGUGUGUGGCUCCCCCUGGUUCUGGGCACGGGGUCAGCUGAGGGCCUGGCUGGAUUGGCCCAGGCGUUACACAUCCUUUUUUAUUUCUAUUGUCUUGCCCAAUCCAGGCCUGGUUCCAAUUUCCACUCCUGCCCCACCAAUGGAGGGAGCUCCCCUCUGAUUUCUAAAAACUCACCCUUUCUUUUUAACUAGCUUGGGUUGGUUUUUAACUGACGCAACCAAAUUGGUGGCCUCCCACUCCUACCUGGGGUUCUCGAUUUCCUUCCUGCUCUUCCAUGCAGGAGCCAUGUUGUCAGGCUGUUGCAGCCAAAUGUGGCCACUGGGGACAGACUGGAACACGGGGUGCAGCAGCCCCGAACACACAGAAGACAUUGUCCUCUUUUUAAUUAUGUACAUUUCAGACUCACAGCUCCAAGGACUCUUGGGGCUCUGAUUGGUUGGACCCUAACCCCUUGACACACACAACCCCCCACCUUUCUCUCUAUGUACAGCCCUUGUUGUAAAAUAGGUUCUUUUGAACAUAAUCUAUGCAAAGGUUAUUUUGUAUAGGGGAGUACACCAUUCCCCCCUCCGUGGCAGGACUGGGGGCAGCAGCUGUUGUCUGAUGGUUGGGGGGGUGAGCGUGUGGUUGGGGCACAGGGGGUGUAGGGACUGGGGGGAGGUGUUCCCAUGGAGCUGUCUUUCCUACUGAAGCAUGUUCAGAACGUGUACAGAGGUCCGAUGUAAUCUUUCUUCAGAAUAAUGCUAUGAAUAAAGUGUUUAAAAAAAAAAAAAAAGAAAAACCAACAGCACA